UAAAUAUACUAUGAGUAGUACUGUGUACGUGGGCCAAAUUUGCCUCGUAACGGCCCAUUCCCGUCAGUUCCCAAGAUGCCUAGGGCCCAUUUGUAGCACUAGCAGGCCUAAUAUCGUCCCGGAAUCUGUCUCCCUCUGUUUCUCGCUCAGAUUUGUCUCUGCUUCAUCUUCUUCCCCAGCGGGCGACGGGGCUCAGUGCUGGUUGCUGAGGAAAGAGAACGUCAGGCCGGAGUCAGGCUGCAGCGGCCAGGUCGCCGAGGAAUCUUGCUGGCCAGGAGCCCGAAUCCGGAUGAUUCCAGGAAUCGCCCCCAAGCCGGCGGCGCCGCCGGUGGCCUCGGUGCCUCAGCCCCGGCACAUGUUUGUGUUCGGCGCGGGCUUCGUCGGCCGCUACGUCUCUGAGCACCUCCUCGCGCAAGGCUGGCAGGUCUCCGGGACGUGCACAAGUCCCGCCAAGAAGAGGGAGCUCGAGAUGCUGGGCGUGAAGGCUUCCGUCUUCGAUGCCACCGAGAGCAAUUCCAGCCUGCAAAGUAUCCACAGUUUGCAACAAGCAACACACUUGCUCAUCUCCAUCCCACCCAUUCCUGGAAUCGGUGAUCCUCUACAUAAUUUAAAUGAAGACCUGAGGAGAAUACUCAGCCAUGGUAAUCUUGAAUGGUUGUGCUACCUUUCAUCAACAAGUGUAUAUGGUGAUUGUGGAGGUGCAUUGGUUGAUGAGGAUCAUAUGGUAAACCCAAAGAGCGAGUCUGCCAAGUUAAGAUAUGAAGCAGAAAAAGGAUGGCUCAAUCUUGUAAAUCAUCUAAAUCUGUCAGCUUUUAUAUUCCGUUUAGGUGGAAUAUAUGGACCUGGAAGAAGUGCUUUGGACACCUUAGCUAAGAGCAACUCUUUGUCACGAAGACAGAAGUUGAGAGAAUCUAAGCAGUACACUGCCCGAAUCCAUGUGGCUGACAUAUACCAGGCUGUCUUGGCCAGCAUGAGCACGAGAUGUCCAAGGAAAAUAUUCAACGUGGUGGAUGAUGACCCUGCCCCUAGAGCUGAAGUUUUUGCAUUUGCCAGGAGCUUGAUAGAGAUGAGAUACCCUGAUCUGAUAGCCAAAGCUCCUGAUGUCAAUUCUGCAGAAUCAGGUAUCCAGGAGAGAAUUGUGCCUGCCGAGAAAAGGGUCUCUAAUGCUCGGCUGAAGAAGGAACUUGGCGUUAAGCUGCUUCACCCAACAUAUAGAUCUGGUCUGCAGAGUAUACUUGAUUCUUGGCCAACUGAAUUUCAACUCCCUGGUAGAAGUCGGUAAUCUUUAGUUUUGGUAUGCAUACAGGUACCAAGUUUUUCCCUUUGUAUGUGUGUGUGUGUGUCCUGGAUUUUGUUCAGAUAACUUAAGGUCUGUUUGGUUGGUGGGAUGAGUGGAUGCGGAAUGGAGCGGUUCCAUUUUUAGGUGUGUUUGGUUGAGGGAUGGUGGAACGGAGCUGCUCCCGUAGGGGAAUAUACCUGAAGAUGCGGAACGAGACCGCUCUGUAACCGUGCGUUUGGUUGGGGAGCGAGUCGGAGUGGAGCCGCUCCGCUCCCCUUUUCUGCAUGUUUGGUUGGAAGCAAGCAAGAGUGGAAUGGCUCCACUGCGGAA
This is a messenger RNA of Panicum hallii, 1609 nucleotides long. RefSeq lists its product as uncharacterized. Bases 11 to 1282 code for a protein of 423 amino acids. The transcript is spliced from 9 exons. The record is from RefSeq and is a predicted model, not a curated record. Lineage: Eukaryota; Viridiplantae; Streptophyta; Magnoliopsida; Poales; Poaceae.